AUGCUGCUCGAAAUGGGCAUUUGGAACUUCUGCAAUGGGCUCUUGACCAGGGCUGCCCAUGGGAUGCUUCGGUAUGUGCUGCGGCCGCCGGCGGUGCAUAUCUUGAAAUGGCUGCACGAGAAGGGAUGUCCAUGGGAUCCAUCGGUUUGUGCUGCCGCCGCCCGUGGCGGACAUCUGCAUAUCUUGAAAUGGCUGCAUGAGAAUGGAUGCCCAUGGAAUCCUUCAACAUGUGCCGAUGCUGCGGCGGGAGGUCAUUUGGAUGUAUUGAAGUAUGCCCGUGAGGAUGGCUGUCCAUGGAAUUGUUCAACAUGUUCUUAUGCCGCAUGGGGAGGCCACCUGAAUAUCCUGAUAUAUGCCCAUUCUCAUCGGUGUCCACGGGAUGAAACUACCGAUACCUGUUGUGGUGCUGCCUUGGGUGGCCAUUUGGAAGUCUUGAAAUGGGCCAGAGAAAAAUUUUGUCCAUGGAAUACCUGGACAUGCGCUUUGGCUCCCAAGGGCGGUCAUUUGGAAGUUCUGAAAUGGGCCCAUGAUAAUGGGUGUGAAUGGGACUCAAAGACAUGUUCCUAUGCUGCCGAGGGUGGGCAUUUGGAGGUCCUGAAAUAUGCCCGUGAGAACAACUGCCCAUGGGAUCAUAGGACCAUCGUAGGUGCAUCUGCCUAUAUGCGCCAGGAUGUUCUUAACUGGGCACGAGAAAACGGCUGCCCUGAAGGAUGA
Seminavis robusta is the source of this 714-nucleotide messenger RNA. The record is from the annotation of a GenBank genome assembly. Lineage: Eukaryota; Bacillariophyta; Bacillariophyceae; Naviculales; Naviculaceae.